AUGGGCGGGCAUCAGUGGCUGGGGCGGCAUCGCCGCCUUUGGCUCCACCUGGCCCGAGCCCGGCCCCAGCCCCAGCCCUGGCUCCUCCCGGGGCCCGCGGAGGACACACGCGUCGCGGCCGCUCCCGCCGCCUACGCUGCGGCUCCCCCGGCCCGAGCUCCACCGCUCGGCAGCGCGGCCGCCGGCCCCGAGCUGCCGCCUUCCCGUUCCACAGAGCGAACGCCUGGGGCUGGAAAGGCGCAGCAGGGCCUGAAGGAGCGGUACCGGGUGGGUUCGCUGCUGGGGCGCGGCGGCUUCGGCAGCGUCUGGGCGGCGACGCGGCUCUCGGACGGCGCCCCGCCCGCUGCUGCCCUUGGCUUACAAGUGGUCAUCAAAAUGGUGCCACGGAGCCGCGUCCGGCACUGGGACGAGCUGCCCGACGGCACCAGCGCACCCCUGGAGAUCGUGCUGCUGGACAAGGUGUCCACCGGCUUCCCUGGUGUCAUCCGGCUGCUGGAGUGGCUUGAGCUCCCCAACAGCAUCGUGAUGGUGCAAGAGCACCCGGAGCGGUGCCAGGACCUUCAUCAUUUCAUUCGGGCGUGGGGGUUCAGGUCCGAGGAGGUGGCGCGGGAGCUGUUCCGCCAGGUGCUGGAGGCCGUGCGGCACUGCACCAGCUGCGGGGUCCUGCACAGGGACAUCAAACCAGAGAACAUCCCGGUUGACCUGGUUGCCACCGGGCAGGCAAAAUUGAUUGAUUUUGGCUGUGGCACCUACCUGCAGGUUACAGCCUACACUCACUUUGCAGGAACACAGUCCUACAGCCCCCCAGAAUGGACCAAGUUUGGCUGGUACUAUGGCAAGCCAGCUACCAUCUGGUCCCUGGGCAUCCUGCUGCACCAGAUGGUCUGCGGGGAGCACCCUUUCAGGAGGGGCCAGAACAUCAGCUGGGACCAUCAGCUCUCGCUGCCACAACGGCUCUCUCAAGGUGCCCAGAUCCACCUGAUCAGGUGGUGUUUAUCCAUGCUCGACAUGGAAAGGUCCUCAUUAGAAGAUCUGAUCAGUGAUCCUUGGAUGCAGAAUAUUCAUCAGCCGUAGAAGAAGGGAGAGAACCACAGGCAUGCUUUGAUGCAGGGUCCUGCUGGGGCCCUGGGCAGAACACUGACAGCCUGGUCUCACCCCCAGGAAAGCAGAAGGAGCUCCUGGAGCAGCUGUACCAGGUGGGGCUGCUGCUGCUGGGGACAGCAAAGAAGACAUCACGAAUGACAACCUCUUCCUCUACCUGGCCACUGGCAAGCUGAAGAUGAUGGACUUGGAUUCUGGCACCUUCUUCAAAGCCAGGCUCCACAGUGAAUUUGCAGAUGAGUCCAGACCCAGGGGGAUGCUCCCAGAUUUGGGCAUUGCACAGCUUGGCUGGGAACCAAAGGUUCCCUCUUUGUUGGGGAGGAUAAAAUGGAUUCUUCAGUUAGCUGCCAAGCUGCUUUUUGGCAGGGCUGGGGGCAUGGGCUGGGGUGGGUACGAAAUGGGAGUUGGCUCCUGACCCUGCCAACAGCCCCCAGUGCCCACUGUGCCCUGGGCUGGGGCUAGGGCUGUGGCUGGGGCAGCCACCCUGACACAAACAAACCCCAUGGCAGGAGCAGAGGUGGGACUCCAGAACUGUGCAUGGCUGCUU
Messenger RNA from Sturnus vulgaris (Common starling), 1648 nucleotides. Lineage: Eukaryota; Metazoa; Chordata; Aves; Passeriformes; Sturnidae. The record is from RefSeq and is a predicted model, not a curated record.